CUCAGGCGCCAUUUGUUUUGACUGACCCUGUAGAAUAGGCCAGUGCUCAUGUUACUGGAAAUGUAGACGACGGCGAGUUUUCUUUGGAUUCGGGCAACAGUGCAAAUAAGAAGGCCUACGUUAACGUGACAUAAACGGGGAAAAAACGCAGAAGGUUAACGUCAUGUUUGUGAAAGUGCAGUUCAAAAACUCCAAGAAAUUCAUAAAGUUACAAAAUGGAUUCACUUUUACAGAUUUCAUAAAUGAAGACUGGAGCAGACUUGAAGAUAUAUGACGAGUCCCACACUGAAAUUGAUCAAGACAUUUUGGAAGAGUUGCUAGAAGCAAACCCAAAAUCAACAUUAAUCAUAAAAGAUCUUAGUGAAGAGGAAGCAACCAGCUCCACAGAUACACUGACAAGUCAUUCAUCUAGUGAACAAGAUGUACCCUCUGAAAGAUGUGCCAAAAGGCUCAAAACAUCACAGCAAGAUGACAGAGUUGGAGCAGCAGAGGAGCAAAGAUCAGCAAAGGAGAUGGUGCUUGCUGCCUUAAAAGAGAAAUCCAAAGGAGAUGAAAUUCUUGAAGAGUACAAGGCCACCGAUACUUUGUCAAAUGAAAUGAGAAGAGCGCUUGUUAACAUACUGGUGGGGCACAUGACAGAGAGGCAUGGGAGGAUUCCAACCCAGAAGCAGAGAGAGCAGUAUGCCAUUGGAAUUGUGUCUUUGUUUCCUUCAUUGAAAGACCCAUUUUCCAAGAAGGGAUAUGAGCACUUUUAUGAUGCAGCAAGCGGAAGUGGUUAUCUAGCUUGGCGUUUAAAAACCGUUCAAAGAAACCACUCUUGUCACACUGAAAGAAAGAAUAAGUCUAGCUCUGAACAAGGAGGUCCAAACAUCAGGAGAGACAUUAGUUUAGAACAUCAGCUUGAGGGAGAUGCUCUUGUGGAGGCCAUUUCACUUCUUGCUCAUACAGGAGUUGAAGAAACCAUUUUUAAA
Carassius auratus (goldfish) is the source of this 971-nucleotide messenger RNA. RefSeq lists its product as uncharacterized. Lineage: Eukaryota; Metazoa; Chordata; Actinopteri; Cypriniformes; Cyprinidae. The transcript has 8 exons. The annotation marks the transcript as partial. The record is from RefSeq and is a predicted model, not a curated record.